Colias croceus (clouded yellow) is the source of this 849-nucleotide messenger RNA. RefSeq names its product coiled-coil domain-containing protein 25 (gene ccdc25). The transcript is spliced from 4 exons. NCBI's taxonomy places the organism in Eukaryota, Metazoa, Arthropoda, Insecta, Lepidoptera, Pieridae. The record is from RefSeq and is a predicted model, not a curated record. Bases 127 to 828 code for a protein of 233 amino acids.
GAUAUUUUUUUUAAAUAGAAAUCACAUUUCAUAAGUAAAAUUUUCCUAAAUUUGAGUUUUUCAAGUUUAUGAAGCCUGCAUUUCAAGCACGGCUAUAAAUGGUAUUUCUUAAACUUUAUAGACAUUAUGGUGUUCUUUUUUACUAGUAAUGUCGUGUCACCCCCUGUGACUUUAUUUAUGGGUGCCGACAAGCAUGAAAAUGAAGACUUAAUUAAAUGGGGAUGGCCUGAGGAUGUUUGGUUCCAUGUUGAUAAAGUGUCUUCAGCUCAUGUAUAUCUAAGACUAGCUCCUGGACAAACAAUAGAUGACAUACCUAAUUCUGUGCUGGAUGAUGCAUGUCAGCUGGUUAAAGCAAAUUCCAUCAUGGGUAAUAAAAUGAAUGAUAUUGAUAUUGUAUAUACAAUGUGGUCUAACUUAAAGAAAACCCCAAGUAUGGAGGUAAGCACACUUCAUUUUGGUUAUCUCAUAAUUUUAUGUAUUAAAUACACCCUUAUAAUAUGUAACUUUUUUUUAAAGGUUGGCCAAGUAGCUUUUCACAAAGAUAAAGAUGUAAGAAAAGUACGAGUAGCCAAAAGAUGUAACGAUAUAAUUAAUAGGUUAAAUAAAACAAAAAAGGAGGAUUUUCCAGACUUAAGACUGGAACGAGAAACUAGGGAUAGAUUGGAAAGGGAAGACAAGAAGAAAGUUUUGAGGGAAAAGAAAGAGAAAGAGAAGGAGGAAGAGAAAAAGAAGAAAGAAGAAGCUGAACUAAGAAGUUAUUCAACAUUAAUGAAAAAGGAGAAUAUGACAACAAAUUAUGAUGGAAAUGACUCUGAUGAUUUCAUGUAAAAAUAAACUUAUUGCAUAUAA